Messenger RNA from Formica exsecta, 7959 nucleotides. RefSeq names its product autophagy-related protein 2 homolog B (gene Atg2). Gene Ontology annotation, cellular component: extrinsic component of membrane; phagophore assembly site. The transcript is spliced from 16 exons. Bases 950 to 7255 code for a protein of 2101 amino acids. The record is from RefSeq and is a predicted model, not a curated record. NCBI's taxonomy places the organism in Eukaryota, Metazoa, Arthropoda, Insecta, Hymenoptera, Formicidae. Gene Ontology annotation, molecular function: phosphatidylinositol-3-phosphate binding. Gene Ontology annotation, biological process: autophagosome assembly; reticulophagy; autophagy of mitochondrion.
GACAAGUUUAAUGUACAAUAUCUAGUUACAUAUAAGUAAAUAAUAUAAUUUGUGCAUUAUAUUUUUUUUUAUUUCGCGUUUCUAAUUAAUUUUCCAAAAAUGUCGAAAUAACUUUUAAAAACGAUUAAACGAAGAUCAUAUAGGUCCUUAUUCCAUAAAAUUCAACUAUUUCAUAGAUACGACAUUCGACGCGCAUGCGCGGAAACUAGUAUAUGCUCACCGAUCCAACUAAUCCAACACCGUCUUCUAAUUCGCACAUUUUCCAAAUCGGAAGAUCGAGACAGAUUUGUCAUCGCGGAAGAUGAUCUCUACCGCGAUGAGGAGCGCGACUCGAGAUCCAUUUUUCCUCGGUAAUUAUAAAUACCGGAAAUUUCGUAGGAGACCGGGAAAAUAUCGUUUUUUCUUCCUUCUCGGAAACUGCCCGCCCGAAGGUUGUCGCGUUGCGCCCUGGACACGACGAAUAAAACGCAGAUGUGAGCGAACUCGAGCCUCGAGCUCGCCGCUCAUUCGUUCGGUCCAUUCACGGUCGAGCCUGUCUUAUCGGUGUGUCGGGGAAAAGAUUUUUUUUUGUCUCCCCGAAUCAGUUUGACUCCAAUCUCCGAUCGAGGUGGGGACGCUACGCGACCGACGACGCACGACGCACACGCGUGUGUGCAGGCGCAUUGCAUCGCCAUUGUUCGGUCGAGAAUCGCCCGAUCGGGUAUUAUGUCAGGCGUCGCGAACGAGGGUACGCGUGUCGAGGAGAUGAGACUCGGUCGAGCGAAUCGUCCGUUACGUUGCUAAAUACAUUGUUCGUACAGCGUCCGACAAAGAAGGAUAAUGCCUGGUGACAACGUGCCUGGCGCGACGACCACGAGAUGAUGAUUCUCUAUUACAAACGCAAAACACGAGCGGAAUUUUCCUCGGAAUAAUAGACGCCUGACGCGCGCGCGAAACUUUGACGAGCAACAUGUCUUGGCUCGGUUGGUCGGCGGAUAUCAAGAAGAGGGCCUGCAAAUACCUGCUGCAACGUUACCUCGGUCAUUUCCUCCACGAUCUGUCGCUGGAUCAAUUGACCGUCGAUCUGUACAAUGGCAAGGGUCAGGUCGACAAUGUCUAUCUCAACGUACAGGGUCUCAACGAGAUGGGAGAGCAACAACAUGUUCCACUGGAAUUCGUUGAUGGUUUUAUAUUGGAGAUAUCUCUUAGUAUACCAUGGUCGGCAUUACUUAGCCAAGCGAGUUACAUGGAAGUGAAAGGUCUUAGAUUUACGGUGCAGCCGCGACAAAGAGUCGAGACUGGGACGUCGAUGUUCGAGUCCAUGUGGAGUUCCAUGACGUCCAGUAUGCAACUGGCGCAAGAGUGUUUGCAGCAGGAGGCGACCAACGCAGGAAACGCUCAGCCUUUAGAAGCAGUGGAGCUGUUUGCCCAGACUAUAGAUUCAAUAUUAUCCAGGGUCAAAGUGAGAUUCAUCGAUACUGUGAUACGUUUGGAACAUGUACCUUUGAACUCUUCCACGGGAGUGGCGGUCGAAAUGUGGAUACAAAAUCUUGAAUAUUCUGACGAGGCUGGGUUAGAUCCUAGUGGUAGUCUGGAUCCCGAUGAAUCCGCAAAAGGUUACAUCAUUUCGGCAUUCUCCACCAAGCGAUUCUACAUGGAGGGAGUGACUUUCCAUACAGACGAAUUUCCCUCUCAUGCGAGAACGUUUUCUAGAAGUUUAGUGGCAAGUACGUGCUCUACUCCCGAUUCUAAAAAUUCGGACAGUCUGUUUACCUCCGCACAAAUGUCUCCUACUCUGAGCAUACUGCACACUCCUCCAGAGGCAAAUGCUGUUAACAACUCAAACGAAUUAAAUCCCAUUAUGUUUGCUAAGUUAGCGGGUAGACAAGAAAUAAGAUUAAAAAUGAAACAAGGGGAAGGAAUAUCGGGGCCAAAGGUAGAACUAGAAAUUAUUCUGGGAUCACUUACCUUGUUCUUGAGUCCCAGACAGUUGCACGUUUUGUUAGAAUUAGCGCAUGGCCUAGCAUCGCCGAAUCUAGAAGACAUGAGUAACGUCGUUCCAAGAAGAUAUGCAGAGAAACCCAUGGCUAGCAGUGAUUUCAGUCGCAUAGAACGUGAACUUAUUCAUCAGACGCAUCCUAUGCAAGACUUGAAAACUACGGAUCUACGAUAUGCUCAAGGGUGGUCUACAGGAUCGGUGGACGAAUCUGAUAACGAAGAUGAAUUUUUACCGAUGAAAUUGCCGGGAUCUACGUCAAUGUGUGAUUCGAUCGUGAGCAAUAGUUUCAGUAUGGAGGGCAGCAUAUCGAUCAGUAGCAUCAGUUCGAAAAGCUCUGCGACGAAUUUGCCGACGAGACACAAUAGACAAAGACACAAUAUAGACAACGACACUUCCGCGGAGACUACUCAAUUUCAUAUAAGAGUAUCUUCCGUCGCUCUAGUUCUGUUGCACGAAGAUAUAUUGACGCCGUGCGUAGAACAACUCGGUCUAACUUCUAGUAGCAUAAGACAAAUGAAGAGUGCCGCGAAGGAAUUUUUCAGACAAUUGGGAACAUUUGCAAUGGGCGGCUUUGGAAGUAAAGAUUUCGAUACAGCAUCAAAAUCGCUUACAGAUGCCUGUCGACUAAGUCAUAUCAGAUUACUGGCUGCACCGCUGGUGGUCGAAGGCAGUGAAAAGACUACUAGUCAGUACUCUGCAAUAUCGGGAAGUUUGACUUUAGCUAGUCUGGAAGUUGUAGAGUGUUUGGUCGAUUCCAACAACCCCAACUCGUACAGAGCAUCAACGAUAGAAUUCGUCGAACUAUUAGCGUUUACGAAAGAAAGCGCGACUAAUAUCGGAUUUUCCAAUAAAACCGAUUUUAGAAUGAGAUUUAAAUAUACACAAAAGGCUGUCCGACAUGCUCACAUGACGAAAUUUGCACAUCCACGCACAGAAAUCGACAUUCAAAUGGAACCCUGCAGAGGCGAGAUAGACAUUACGAUUGUAGAUAGAAUAUCCGCUAUUCUUAACCCGCAGCCAAUAUGUACUUGCAACCCUGUAGUAAAUACUAGGGAUGCUAAUCAGCAGACAUUAUUUGAUCAAGCUGUGGAUAGCGCAACACUGCCAGAUUCCAGAGUGGACGUAAAAAUUUCUUCAUCAUCAUGUACGAUAAAGCUAAGAUUUCCCGUCCCAGACUUGAGACCAUUGCAUGAUAUGAGUCGUGCACCAUGGUGGAAGAGAUCCGUGAGACCCGAUUACAUGAUAGCGCAAAUGACAGAUGCUCAAAUUCAUUCCACUAUGGACAGUCGAUCUCAUUAUCUAGCCAGGCACGAAUUGCAGUGUCGCCGGUUAUUACUGUUAUACGUAGAGACCGAGGAUGACACGCCGAUCGAGAUUGGUCUUGCCACAGCCGACGAGAAAAGCGAUGCUGCGUCGUAUCAGCAGGUCAGCGACGACCUUGGUUGGACAAGAGUGGUGGUCAUUGUGUAUCCAGAACGUCUCAGUGCCCCAUUGGAAGAUAGUUCCGAGGAAGAGCCCGAGAACGAUAAACGGAUUUUGGAUGAUAGCUUGGAAAAAACCCCGAAGCACGCGCCUUCUCCCUUCACUUCUAGACGAAUCAUGCGCGAAUCUGAUACGCUUCAUUCGAAAUCUCAUGAACACGGUGAAAAAAACGAGCAAAGUGACGGCGAGGAAUUAAUUAUACCCGGCAAUCGACAAGAGAUGUUGGAAUUUAUAGAGGAAGGUAUACACGGCUCUAGAUUGCAAUUAGAAAUCAAUCUACCUUGCGCUUCCGUCCAAAUACCGUCUAAACGCAUUUACGAACAACUCUACAAUCGAUUCAAUACCGAUCUAUUUCUGUGGGAGCCGUCUGCGCCCAGACCCAAGUACACCACUUAUAUGGAAAGUCACAUCGGCCUCGACUUGGCAUCGACUCUCUUACAGGAAUCCGCUUAUCCUAGAUUCACCAUGUGCAAAAGCGGGAUCCAAUAUAAUUCCGACUCCGACUCGGAUGAGGAAGGUAUUUUUCAAUCUACGACGAACGAGAAGAAUCGCAAGGAUCAUCAGCAGACACGAAUGUCAUCGAAGAAAGCUCAAAGCAAACUUGCAAUGACUCUGAGCAUUAAUCAGGGUCUGCUGUCUAUGUACACUCCCGUACGCGAUUCCAUGCGCAACGUUAUACCCGGACAACAAGGAGAACUCAUUAUUCGAUUGGAGGAUGCCACAAUAUUCUCCGUAACAGCGUACAAGGGGAAUGUGAAUCUGAGCUACGCUUGCGCCAUGAUGAAGAGCAUAUCGCUCGAUCAUUGCGGUUUGACCACGAGCCCGUCACAGACACCACCGUUGAGAUGUAUCAAUAGCGUUACACCACGACAUUGCGAGAGAACAAUAUAUCGCAGCGGACCCGGCACCAGUAUAGCAGCGAAUCCCAGCGACAAGGAUAUGAUGACGAUUGCGGUGAGGAUACAAGCAGCUCAUCAAACGCAUCGUAUUAAGACGUUUCGUGUCGCGAUAAGUAUAAGCAAUGCCACAUUGAGGCAUCGAAUGUGCCCCACCACCACAACGUGGUUCACAGAGUUCUUAGACUGUCUAGAUGUGGCGGAUCAUCCGGUCGCGGGCUACACACCGCCGGGCGUUUUAACCGAACUGCAUUUACAUCUUUGGGAUUGCGCGAUUGAUUAUAGGCCGCUUCACCUGCCGUUGAGAUCUAUUGUGACCCUUGGCAAUUUCAGCGUAUCGAGCAACAUCACCGCGCAAACCAAUACGUCGACGUUACGCUUCAUCGCAGAAGACGUCGCACUUUUUAUAUCGGACAAAUUAAUGCGCGAAAAGUCAGGAGUGGAUAUCAGGCAGGAUUUUGUGUGCGUGAUGAAUUUUGGCCUGUUCGAAUUGUCGCUGCGCCUGAACGAGAGAAUGUAUGGCGGUACGCCGCGCGUUGAUCUCCGAGCGAGCAACAAUGUGUUACACAUACGCACGUGCUCGGAUUCUGGUCGCGCUCUCAUGCAACUGCUCACGUAUGUCGCUAACGAUGGCGAUCUGCAACAGCAACCGAACAACAGUGCGACUAGUCACGGUAGCACCGAGAGCAUACCUACCACUGUGCCACCAACAUCUACGACGUACGAGGAGAAUCUUUUGGGCGUCGAGAGUAUCAAUACUCUAAGCAGAAGUCAGGUCGAGCGAGUCUACAGCUUGAUGGAGGAUGCGUUGGAGGAGACCGUGAAGGGAACGACGAUAACGACCCGAAGCGGGAAUGAAAACGGGAAAACGCCAAUGACGGAGAAUCGAGUCGAAUUUUUUUUCCCCGACGAGUCGUGUGCUUUGCGUGCAAUAGAGACGCGAACAAAGAGUUCGCAAGAAUGCAGUAAAACAAUCGCGUGCGGCAUGAAUGACGAUGACGACGAUGACGACGAAUUUUGUAUCCUAGGAGAAGAGGCCGGUGCGGGAAUAAUACCGCGCUACGGAGUACCUGAGGUUCGGUCGUUGUGCCAAGAACCGUUGAGAAUAGUGGAUAAUCACUUUUCCGUGCCGGUCGGAAAAACCGAUCUGUUGCAGACUCCGCCAAAUUAUCCUGCACCAGUCUUGAAGUAUACUCUCUGCGAGAUGACACUGAUAUGGCACAUGUACGGCGGCAACGAUUUUGAUAGCUCGCAGUUACAAUGCUCCGCGAAACAUGUGACCAUCAACGACAACGCUCGCAAUAAUAUUGCGCAUGGAAGGAGUAGGUCCGCUAUAGGUGCAGUAAGCUUCAACAAGUCUAAUCCGAAUGAAGUACACUUCGGCAGCAUGCCAAAUUCGCCGCGCGCAACGAGAAGCAACGAAUCAUUGAUUGAUUGGCACGCGCUGGGCGGCCCGGGUCGACGGCAUGAUGUGCUGAUGGAACUGCAAUUGAGCAAGGUUCGCUUCCAACAUGAGGUCUAUCCGGAGAACACUCGGGAAGCAUCCAGGCAAGUGCUACUGGUGCACGAGAUCGAAGUAAGGGAUAGACUGGCGUCGUCGCACAUAAACAAAUUCCUUUAUCAGUACAGCAGCGAGGCGAGACCCAGGCAGUCUCACUCCAUUAUGUUUACAAUGAAGGCAGUUCACGUAAGGCCGGAUCCCAGAUUAAGUGCCCAAGAAUGUUGUUUGAAACUUAGUCUACUGCCACUGCGACUGAACAUAGACCAAGAUAGCCUACUGUUCUUAAUACAAUUUUUUAACGAACUAGGCGGUGGAUCGAAGCGAAGCCAAGAAAGCUCUAACACACCCAAUAGCUCGCAAUCCACCCCCGUAUCGAAACAAGGAACACCUACACAUCAUCCGCCCAUUAUGAGCGUGAAUGAUGAUGCGUUGAAGAAUGACGCGAUGAUGAAUAUGUCGCAGAAUAAUAUCAUUGAUCAGAAUCUAUUGAUACUUUUGGAAGACGAGCUGACAUUCAGGGACAAUAAGACUAAAACCAAGGCUGUCCACCAGAUCCACGAUGAUAGUCAACCGAUAUACUUUAGAAGCGUGGUAUUUGGCCCGGAAGUUCUCAUCAGGUUGGAUUACCAAGGGAAACGUAUGGAUUUCACUCACGGACCAUUGGCGGGUCUGUUAAUGGGUUUAGCAGAACUGAAUUGCUCCGAAUUAAGACUAAAGAGACUGUCGUACAGGCACGGGUUAUUGGGCUACGAUAAGCUUCUCGCGUAUUUGGCUUCAGAAUGGUUGCAAGACAUCAAGAAGAAUCAACUUCCGAGUUUACUCGGCGGCGUGGGCCCGAUGCAUUCUGUGGUGCAGUUAUUUCAAGGGAUACGCGAUCUAUUUUGGUUACCGAUCGAACAGUAUCAGAGAGACGGAAGAAUUGUCCGUGGUUUACAGCGCGGGGCGAAUAGCUUUACAACGUGUACUGCGAUGGCUGCAUUAGAAUUGACAUGCAGAAUCGUGCAAGCGUUACAAACCACAGCUGAGACCGCGUAUGAUAUAGUUAGUCCCGGUCCCAGCGUAAGAUGCAAAAAUAAGGGACAAAAGGGUCGUCGAAAGAGAUACAGCCAGCCACUGGAUAUUCGAGAAGGGGUAGCUAACGCUUACACCUUGGUAAAAGAGGGUUUAGGCGAGACUGCGACUCAAUUGGUUCGAGUGGCAAGUGAGGAACACGAGCAUAAGGGCACGGUCGGUGCGGUCGGCGGUGUACUACGACAAAUUCCGCCAACGGUCGUAAAACCAAUUAUCCUGGCCACAGAAGCGACCAGCAAUGUCUUGGGUGGCAUGCGAUCUUCGUUGGUGCCCGAUGCGCGACGAGAGGCGGUACAGAAGUGGCGACAAAAUUCCGAUACCAGUUAAUUCCGGGUUAUAAAAAGGAGAUCGUUAAAUCAGAUCUCGUCAGUCAAUUUCGCUCAAAUAACGCUUUUUCUCGAUUGCGGCCAAUCAGGCGAGCCGAGUCACUUUUUAUUAUAACAUAUUCAUGACAUAUAUAACGAAAGAGAAUACUAGAUAAGAGUGCCAUACGUUUUCGCGUUGCGUCUGGCGACAUUGUGAUUGUAGCGAUUUAUUUUCACACUAGAUCUGUGCGAUUUACUCUCGCUUGAUCUGUACGAUUGGGCCUCGAUGGAUCGACAUGCGAGGAAACAAUAGACCUAAAACGUAACUCUGAUGAAAAAGAUGAGAGAAAAAUAGGAGUCGUCGUCCCAUUGGGUCCUAACUACGUGUGCUAUACAAUGUUAACGGAGUGAUAUCGAUUUAAUUGAUUUUCUUGUACAUUAUACGAAAGAGGUGCAGUACACUUGGAAAAAAGUUCACAUAAUUCAAAUCACAUAAUUUAAAAUUGCUGCUAAUUUAUAAUAAAUGUACAAAAACAGAAAAAGAUAUAACUUGUUAUACUUAUAGAAUGUGAAAAUAGCUACGUUCUAUUAUGAAGGAAUAUAUGACAGCACACUAUAUUCCUUCUAUAUAUAUUUUUUGUUUUGAUCAUGUGAAUGUUUUAUACCAAUGAUAUAUGUAUCGGACAAGAUUUUUAUUAAUAAAAUUAUACAUAAUAUAUAGAAAAA